Pectinophora gossypiella (pink bollworm) is the source of this 3719-nucleotide messenger RNA. Its product is annotated as cytochrome P450 6B1-like. The record is from RefSeq and is a predicted model, not a curated record. NCBI's taxonomy places the organism in Eukaryota, Metazoa, Arthropoda, Insecta, Lepidoptera, Gelechiidae. Gene Ontology annotation, molecular function: heme binding; monooxygenase activity; oxidoreductase activity, acting on paired donors, with incorporation or reduction of molecular oxygen. The transcript has 10 exons. Bases 194 to 1825 code for a protein of 543 amino acids.
GCGCAAGCGCACGCCGACGCCAUGACAGCCGCGCGCGAUUCCAAAUUCAAAUCCGACCGACCGAUUUAAGAACAGUGAAUUUAUUAAUUAAUUUUCUUGAAUUUAUUUUAUUUGAAUUAAUUUAAAAUGGUCGAGUGCGACUCUGUUUGAUUUGUGUUUGUUUUCGCGUGAACCAUGCAUUGGAGGUGACACGAUGGGGUUCAAAUGGUCUAUGGUACAACUAGUGCUGUUCCUGGCCUGGGCGUUGCAAUACUGUACCUUUGGGAGCCCGUUGCUAUGGUACUUCUUGGCCACUUGCCUGGGCGUUGCUUGUACCCUGGCCCUCACUACGUAUGACCACGACUACUGGGCAACACGGGGGGUCUUUGCCCCCCCAGCGUGGCCCCUAGUAGGCCACAUCGCAUCCGUGGUCACCUUUAAGGAGCAAGGCGGAUUGUGCUUCAAAAGGAUCUAUGAUACGUAUAAGAAUGAAAGGUUUUUGGGCACGCACCAGUUCUACCAGCGCACCCUGGUGAUCCGCGACCCGGAGCUGAUCAAGCGAGUGUGCGUCAACGAUUUCCAAUACUUCGUGGACCGAGGGUUCUUUUUCAACAAGAAGGUGGACCCGCUGGCGGGGUCCGUGCUGUUCCUCCGGGGAAACGAGUGGAGGAAGCUUCGGGCUAAAAUAUCCCCGAUAUUCUCGCCAAACAAGCUCCGAGGAAUGUUCCCGCUCAUCGAAGACACUGCGAAGGAGUUCGUUCUCAGGGUUCGCAAGCUGAUCUCACAGAGCAAGAGCCCUGAGGAUGACAACAACAACAACCCUGAGAGAUCCGUGAUGGUGGAUUCUGAGAAAUUGGUGGGCGGUUACACAGCAGAUGCUAUAGUGCCGUGUGCUUUCGGCCUGAAAAGUAACGUUAUGGAUAACGAAAAGGAUCCGUUCGCAGUUGCUCUUCACGCCUUCUAUGAGAUGUCGUUGUUUAAUAUUUUUGAAAAGACAAUGCGUCAAUUCUGGCCAGCUUUCGUGUUGUUCUUUAGAAUGAGAAUAAUACCGAAGAGGACCCACGACUUUUUCUACAAUAUUGUCACGAGUGUGCUGCGAGCCAGAGAGAAUGGCACUCAGGAGAAGCGAGGAGACUUCAUCGACAUGAUGAUGUCACUCCGAGACGAGAAGACCGGCAAGUCAGCUGAUGACAAUGAUGUUGAAAUUACGGACGUGGUGAUCUCAGCCAAUGCCUUCAUCAUCUUCCUGGGUGGUUUCGAAACAACCUCAUCGACCCUGGCGUUCCUUCUGCUGGAGCUCGCGGCUAACCCUCACGUCCAGGAGAAGAUGAGAGCAGAGAUCCUCCAGGUCUUGGAGAAGAAUGACGGGAACGUCACUUAUGAAAUGCUGCAAGAGUUAACCUAUAUGGAGAUGGUUAUACAAGAGACGUUACGCUUGUACCCGCCCUUCCCGAGCAUUCAGCGGAUGUGUACGAAGGACUACCAGAUCCCUGGGUCGAAAGUGACCGUGGAGCGAGGCACCAUCGUCCUCUUCCCCACGCUGGGGAUACAGCGCGAUGAGCAGUACUUCGAGAGUGCGGGUCAGUUCGUGCCGGAGCGCUGGGCGGAGGGCCGGCCUGCGCCCCCGCCAGGCGUCUACAUGCCCUUCGGAGACGGGCCUCGCUACUGUAUUGGCAAGCGUUUCGCGAUGAUCCAGAUGAAGUGCUGCCUGGUGCGCGUGCUGCAGGCGGUGCGCGUGCGCAUGGCACACGACGCGCCUGCGCGCGACGAGCCGUUCCCCGCCGACCCGCGCUUCCCGCUCACCCUUCACCCCGUUGACUCCCGACUCCGCAUCAGCUUGUUAUGAUACCCUCUGUUGUGUAAUUAAUUAUAUCAUACUAACGGUUACCCGCGACUUCGGUCGCAUGAAACCCUACUAUUAAAACUAUAGAAGUUUCAUGCAAACAGACAUCCCUUUUCAUCCCCUUAGGGGCUGAAUUUCUCAAAAUCCCGUCUUACCUAAACUGAAGAUUUGAUAGGUCUGGUUUUUAACAGAAGUCGCGCCUAUCUGGCCUUCCAAUAUAUCACAUAUCUUCCAAACCUUUCUCAGAAAUGCAGGCUUCCUGACGAUGUUUUCCUUCACUGCUAAGCACGUGAUAAUCAUUUAUGAUCCGAAUAUGAAAUCCAUAACAAAUUCGAAAAUCCCGAAUGGUUUAGGCCCGUGCUGGGAUUCAAACUUGCGACUGCAAAGAGAGUCAAGGGUUCAUCAACUGGGCUACCCCGGUUUUUUCAAUUCCAUAAGAAAACAUUACAAAAUUCUACUUUUUACAUAAGACAGGUAAACCACUGUCUUCAUACUACAAGUCGUCUUCUGAUUACUUGUAGCUCUGCCUACCCUAUUACGGUUUACGAGCGUGACUUUCACCCUAAGGUUGCCUAGAAGAAAUUUCUGUUUAGCAAUAAUGCCUCCGUACCUCUUUUAUCUUUUAAUGUCUUUGUCUAAUUUGUCCAAUAAGUGUUAUUUACAAAAAAGUCAAUUAAUUGACAUUACACACAUACUGAGGAGCUCGGUGGCGCAGCGGUUAACGCGCUCGGUCUGCGAUUGUUGAAGUAAAGCAACUUUCGCAAAGGCCGGUCAUAGGAUGGGUGACCACAAAAAAAAAGUUUUCAUCUCGAGCUCCUCCGUGCUUCGGAAGGCACGUUAAGCCGUUGGUCCCGGCUGCAUUAGCAGUCGUUAAUAACCAUCAAUCCGCACUGGGCCCGCGUGAUGGUUUAAGCCUGAUCUCCCUAUCCAUCCAUAGGGAAGGCCCGUGCCCCAGCAGUGGGGACGUUAAUGGGCUGAUGAUGAUGACACACAUAUUAUGUAUUCCAGCAAAACUUUAUAACAUUACAUAACCUAAGCUCACGACUAUAUCCCAAUUGGGGUAGUCAGAGGUACAUCCAUCGCAAGAUGAACUGAGUACCCACAUCACCGAGCUUUCUGUUAGACCAACGUGAUAGAUGGUGAGCCGUAUCGCCGCCUGUAAUGACUAAACUUUACUAUCAUUACCAACUCCCUUUCCUAACCAAGAGUUACCAAAAGAAAUGGUCAAUGGUUUACACAUGUUGACCAUCUGUGAACGUAAACAAAAGAUGGCCGACGUCUACAAUAAGACAAAAGGCCAUAUUGCUCAAUAUUGUCUUGCGGGCGGGACGAAUUUCAAUGGAAUGCUGCAUUUGCAAGCUAUUUCUAUGAAUUUAUUACGAGUACUUCUGCUUCAUGAUUUGUCACAGUUAUUUUAUCGAUUCUGACGAUAUAAUUAUGUUGUUUUGUCUAUUGGUGCUAAUAUGUGAACCCAAAAUAAGUCAUGUCGUUUUGUCAAAAUACCAACAAAAUGACGUGCCACGCAUGUUACAGAAAAAACAACCUUACCGAUUUUGACAAAAUGUAUUGAAUCGAUCGAUAAUAUUAUCACGUUGCGUAUGAUAGCCCUGCUAGCCCUCCUUGACAUAAAAACUGGAUCCGCUCCUCUAUUUCUCUCUCUUUAUUUAAGAGCUGUGCUCUUGUCAGAGGAGUAAUCGCCUCCAUUUUCAUUACUCCAUAGAUAAGGCGUGUAGAACGGUGGUUGCCCCUUACUUAAUAAAUAAUAAAUAAUGCUGUAAAUUGCUUCAGACUACAAAUAUUGAUUAAGUAGUAAUGAUUAAAAUAAACUUUAGCGUGUAACUUUAGCAAUUAAUAAGUAUUAUAGAUGUAUUAAAGUGUUCUCCAAAUAUAAUUUGUA